This is a messenger RNA of Lactuca virosa, 852 nucleotides long. Lineage: Eukaryota; Viridiplantae; Streptophyta; Magnoliopsida; Asterales; Asteraceae. The record is from the annotation of a GenBank genome assembly.
AUGGCUCUCAGCUUCUACAACAAUUGGUCAGGCCAUGAAGCCGCCUACUCCUCUUUUUUCCGGCCACCGUCACCAUCGCCGGAGCUGUAUACUUUCCAUGAAGACUAUACAUUUUACGAUACCGGAUUCAGCCCACUUUUCGACCCUAACUACAGCAACAAUCUAGAGGUAAUUCCCAGUUUGGGGUCCUGUAAUUAUUCAGAUGUUCUCCCACCAGUUAUACCCACCGGAAAUGUAUUGCUUCCGUCGCCGGAAUUACUUCAAGUCUCCAGCUUUACAUAUCAAGAUCCUUACUACAACGUACCCAACUCGGGUGCUUUUGAUCGUGCACAUUUGUCCCAAUUUUGUACGGAGUAUAGAAUGGUGCCGGAGAUACCAUCAGAACUGCCGCCAUUGCCAGAAAUCUACCAAGGUGGUGGUUGUGCUGCUACUUUGCCUCCUUGGUACGACUCUAGAUACGGGAAUCGUAUCGAUCAGGAUGAGGAGAGCUGUAAGGUACAAGUGAAGAAACAGAAUGUAGGUAACGGAAGAAGGAGCUUAUCAGCGCAGAGUAUGGCGGCGAGAGUGAGGCGGAGGAAGAUAAGCGAGAAGACGCAAGAGCUAGGAAAGCUUAUUCCCGGCGGCCAUAAGAUGAACACGGCGGAGAUGUUUCAAGCUGCUUUCAAGUACAUCAAGUUCUUGCAGGCUCAAGCUGGUGUUCUCAAACUCAUGAACUCAAUUCCGGAAACUGAAGAACUGUUGCGUAAUGGCGAAAUGCAAGGCUUGGUGACUUGUACUUUGAUGCAAGAGAAGUUGUACACUGAAGAGAAGUGCAUUGUGUCGAAACAUUUUGCAGAAACCCCAAGCAAAUGA